GGCGGCUACUAAUCACUGCUAGUCAUCGUCGGAGAGGGGGCUGGCAAACUCGAGGCUCCUCCCGUGCAGCGCUUUAGAGCUGUCUGAGGGCCGCUGCUUUAUGAGGGGAGAUGAAAAACUUUGUGUGGCUUCUUGCAGCUUCAGCGUCGAAGAGCAGCAGCAGCAGCAGCCGCCGUCGGAGAGCCCCAAUCUAACUGAAUGGAUUGGCAUGGGGAGAAGCGGACCUUUCAACCUGGCUAAGCUGCAGCUCUGGAACUGGAUUUCCCUUGUGAUGCUUUCCCUCUGUCUGCUGUUCCGACCAGUAUACUGUCAGACAUGUCGGAUCCAGCGAUGUAAUGCUGAGUACGUGGCCUCUUCCUCCCCCUCCGGCAGUCUUCAGGAAGAGUUCCUCCCAAACGUGGACUACUGCAUCGCCCUGAGGGCCUACUCACUGUGCACCAGGCGCACUUCCCGUGGCUGCAGGGGAGACCUGGUCUACCAUUCGGCUGUCUUCCGCAUCAAGGAGCUCUUUGUCCAGCACAACUGCUCCAGCGACGGCCCUACUUCUUCAGCCAAAGCCCCCAGCACUUCCAGGCCGGCCGUGGUGGACUUGUGCGACUAUGAGAGCCGGGCACUGGCCUCUGGUCCUGCGGCGCAGCAGAAGAAGUACGGCCACUGUGGAUUAUUCGGGGACCCCCACUUACGGACAUUCAGAGAUGAGUUCCAGACGUGUAGAGUCGAGGGUGCUUGGCCGCUCAUACAUAACCGCUACCUGUCGGUGCAGGUCACAAACGUGCCGGUUGUGGAAGGAUCAAGUGCAACAGCAACUAAUAAGAUAACAGUCAUAUUCAAAUCCUACCACGACUGCACUGAACAGAAGGUGUACCAAGCCACCACGGAGGACCUACCGUCAGCCUUUCAAGAUGGCACUCGCAGUGGCGGGAAAGGGGGCAGCCUUUGGAUAGUGGAGGAUGGCGGUGGGGGCUCAGGCGGGCGGCAGGUCAUGAUUCAGGCCCGCUACCUGGGUGCCUCCAUCAUCGUGCGUCAGGUGGGCCGCUACCUGACCUUCGCCAUCCGCAUCCCAGAGGAGCUAGCGGAGGAGAAUGGCGGUCUGCAACUGUGCCUGCAUGGCUGUCCCCGCAGCGAGGUCAUAAAGGCCCAUGUGCUGACCCGACAGCAGAGCCUCCGUCCACCGCGACUCCUCGGCUCCUGGUAUGAGCAGGAGGACGAGGAAGGGGGCGGAGGGGAGCUGCAGCCGGGCUCAGCCCCCCAUGCUGACAUGCUGGAGCGCGCCACUACCAAGUGCAGAGAGACGCUGCAGGUGGAGGACGUUUACUUCCAGUCAUGCGUCUUUGACAUCCUCACCACUGGAGACCUGGAGUUCUCCAUGGCUGCUUACGGGGCCUUGGAGGAUCUGAAGGCACUUCCUCCCAGCACGCUGAAGCAAAGUUCACCAAGGACUCCACACGUGUAUAACAGAGCCACUUCAGUAUCAUCAUCCUUCCUUGUCACUCUCGUCUUGGUGUUUCUCCUGCUGAAGUGACCAUGAGCGAGAGCUUGAAUUGCCAGACUGCUCUGUUGAAACUGCUCUUAUGAAUUCUAACAGUUGAUUUCAUUUAGGAGAAGCACUCUCAUUAAACAUUUGUAACCCUUGAAGAACUGAAUCCAAUCCAUAGAAACUGCAGGAGGGCAUGUCAAAAAACAAACAAACAAAAAAAAAACACAAGACAGUAAUUCAACACUUUUUGCAUGGUGUUGUGUGGAAUUAUGUUUUAAUGCUACACAUUUUUCUGAAGGGGACAUUACAGUCUAUGAAUGCAGAGGGCAGCUAAUUAGGAUAGCUUCUUGAUUCUCAUUAUCAAGUAAAUCUCAGUAGGCUGGACAGUUUUUGUAACAGCACUAUUUCAGUGUUUUUUAAGUGAUGCUCACUAAUGUGAGACCAUAGGAGGAAUAUAAAUGAAACAUGGAAAUGGCUCUUCGAUGGACUUGUUUAUACAGAUACUCUGACUCCGUUUACACCUGCUCAUUUCAUGUCUUCAGUAUCAGGAUUAUAUCCAGUUAUAGAUUAUCCACUUAAAAAUGCAGAUGUGCAUGCACCUGCAUUUAACAGAGAUCUGAUCAAUUAAAUCUAAAAUCUGAUCACUCAAACCACUUCAGGCGGUGGUCUGAGAUGCAUUUUAAGCCGUCAACAUUUCAAGCUAGUUAAGGUAAUGUGUCAGAUCAGUUUAUGUAUCAUUUUAUAUAUUAAAAUCGCAAAAGAGUGCAGUUUUCAAAUCGUAAAAAGCUGUAUUUUUUUGUUUACGCCUCUUAACAAGGAGACGUUUAAACUUAACACGGAUACUGUUGAUUGUGCACGGCUGAGCGAUUGGGAAAUGUCUCAAAUUGCGAUUUUUCUGACUGAGAUUGUCCCUGAGAUUUCAAUUUAAUUGUGAUUAAUUUCUGUAAAUUAAGGGUCCAGGCUUGUUUUUGACCACUAAGACCUGCAGAUUCACGAUGCGCUUGAACACUGUGCACUUGGCUGCCAGUUAGAUGUGAUUGUGAUAUUAUAACACAUUCUUGGCAACACGACCACAACUAACUGGCAGUCUGGUACACCAUGUUCAGUGUUCAAACCUCCAAGCCAGAAAAAGUGGUCUUCUUUGCCAAAAGCAGGAUUGGGCCUUAAUUUAUAAACAGUAAUUAAAUUUUAAAUUGCAGUCACAGUAUUGGUCAGAAACAGUGCAAAUGCACUUAUUGUUAUUCACUGUCUCAUUAUAGUAUAUAUUGCGUUUUAAUAUAUAUGAUUCAUGACCACGACAACAAAUACAGGAAACUAGUCAUUCUGCCUAUGUAAAGCUGUUGGAAGUAAAUUAAUAUCAUCAUAUUCAAGGUAACAACCAUCUUUUUACCAGAACAAGAUAAAACAAGGUACAACACAUGUGAUUGACUAUUGCAUAUGAGCUGAAAUUGCAUAUUUAGCCGUCAGAUUUCAAUCUAACUGGAGACACAUUUGACAACAAAGUAAAUACGCAAGGACUCAUCAGGUUACAAUCCAGAACACGUCACAUGAAAUGACCAGGUGUAAGUGGGGUCUGUGUCGGUCUUCCUGGUUUGAAUUUGGCACUUAGUCACCACCUUUUACAAUAAGUAGGUUACCGAAAUAGGAUCCAACAACUGAUCGGAAAUACUACCUAUCCAUACGUCUGGUUCUGGGUUGAUGACUUUCGUCAAGAAAGCAACAGGUACAGUAUAAAAACACUCAAUCUUCAAGCUGCUUUGCUUCCAGCAUUAAUGUUUAAGGUUAAGAAACAAAUUCUUUAUAUAAUAAUAUAUUGAAAGAGUGUAUAUAUGUGUUUUAUAAUGUACAUUCACCUGUGUAUAGAUGAUUUUAAAUGUGAUGUUUUGCAGCUGUUUUACUUUAGAUGUUUUUUUUAACCGUGUAAGACGUAACUAAUAUGUAAUCGUUCUCUUCCCAAUUAAAACAUUGUUGCGACACCUAU
Molecule: messenger RNA, 3458 nt
Organism: Pygocentrus nattereri (red-bellied piranha)
Lineage: Eukaryota; Metazoa; Chordata; Actinopteri; Characiformes; Serrasalmidae
Gene: rgmd
Product: RGM domain family, member D
Exons: 3
Coding region: 101-1522 (473 amino acids)
Biological process (GO): BMP signaling pathway
Cellular component (GO): plasma membrane
Molecular function (GO): coreceptor activity
Source: RefSeq, a predicted model, not a curated record